Molecule: messenger RNA, 2419 nt
Organism: Melanotaenia boesemani (Boeseman's rainbowfish)
Lineage: Eukaryota; Metazoa; Chordata; Actinopteri; Atheriniformes; Melanotaeniidae
Gene: sec61a1a
Product: SEC61 translocon subunit alpha 1
Exons: 12
Coding region: 104-1534 (476 amino acids)
Biological process (GO): post-translational protein targeting to membrane, translocation; SRP-dependent cotranslational protein targeting to membrane, translocation
Cellular component (GO): Sec61 translocon complex; membrane
Molecular function (GO): signal sequence receptor activity; transmembrane protein transporter activity; ribosome binding
Source: RefSeq, a predicted model, not a curated record
ACGGUCUCUCCGCCUCCUCCUUCUCCCGGUGGUUCAGUCAGUCAAAUUGAUUCCGAUCAGAUUUCUCCUGUUAAGAACCGUAUAAGUGGACAACUGGGAUAUCAUGGGCAUCAAAUUCUUGGAGGUGAUAAAGCCAUUCUGUGCAGUACUGCCAGAGAUCCAAAAACCUGAAAGAAAGAUCCAGUUCAGAGAAAAGGUGUUAUGGACUGCCAUUACCCUCUUCAUUUUCCUGGUUUGUUGCCAGAUUCCCCUUUUUGGCAUAAUGUCCUCAGACUCCGCAGAUCCUUUCUACUGGAUGAGAGUCAUUCUGGCGUCAAACAGAGGUACAUUGAUGGAGCUGGGUAUCUCACCUAUUGUCACCUCAGGCCUGAUAAUGCAGCUGCUUGCUGGAGCAAAGAUCAUUGAAGUUGGAGACACCCCAAAGGACAGAGCCCUCUUUAAUGGAGCUCAGAAAUUAUUUGGGAUGAUCAUCACCAUUGGCCAGGCCAUUGUGUACGUGAUGACCGGCAUGUAUGGUGAUCCAUCAGAGAUGGGUGCAGGGAUCUGUCUGCUCAUCAUCAUUCAGCUGUUUGUAGCGGGGUUGAUUGUGCUCCUACUGGAUGAGUUGCUCCAAAAGGGCUAUGGUCUUGGUUCAGGAAUCUCGCUGUUCAUUGCCACCAACAUUUGUGAGACCAUUGUCUGGAAGGCAUUUAGCCCCACCACUGUGAACACUGGAAGAGGCACAGAGUUUGAGGGAGCAAUCAUCGCUCUUUUCCAUCUGCUUGCUACAAGGACAGACAAAGUGCGUGCUUUAAGAGAGGCCUUCUACAGACAGAACCUUCCCAACCUCAUGAACCUUAUCGCCACUGUGUUUGUCUUUGCUGUAGUUAUAUACUUUCAGGGAUUCAGGGUAGAUCUGCCCAUCAAGUCUGCUCGCUAUCGUGGCCAGUACAAUACCUACCCCAUCAAGCUGUUUUACACCUCCAACAUUCCCAUCAUCCUGCAGUCUGCCUUGGUCUCUAACUUGUACGUUAUCUCCCAGAUGCUUUCCACGCGUUUCAGUGGCAAUUUCCUGGUUAAUCUGCUCGGAACGUGGUCUGACGCAACAUCUGGAGGCCCAGCCCGUGCCUAUCCUGUUGGAGGUCUCUGUUACUACCUCUCGCCCCCUGAGUCAUUUGGCAAUGUCCUAGAUGACCCAGUCCAUGCAGUCAUCUACAUUUUCUUCAUGCUUGGCUCAUGUGCUUUUUUCUCCAAAACCUGGAUUGAAGUGUCAGGCUCUUCUGCAAAAGAUGUGGCAAAGCAGCUGAAAGAGCAGCAGAUGGUGAUGAGGGGACACAGAGAAACCUCAAUGGUUCAUGAACUGAACAGGUACAUUCCAACUGCAGCUGCCUUCGGUGGACUGUGUAUCGGUGCUUUAUCGGUGAUGGCGGACUUCCUUGGAGCCAUUGGUUCUGGGACUGGAAUCCUGCUGGCUGUCACCAUCAUCUACCAGUACUUUGAAAUCUUUGUCAAAGAACAGAGUGAAGUAGGCACCACGGGUGCCCUGUUUUUCUAGAAAAGCCAUGAUCCUCCCACCCUCUACCAGCUUUUAUUACAGUCGCCAACCUUGCAUUUAUUUUCAUGAGAGGCCCCCCGCAUCAUCAGUUCUGCAGUUUCAAGACUUUUGAGGAAACUUCAGGAAUCUCAGCAGAAAUGGGAUGCUACUUACUGGUGGAAGUACAUGCUGUCUGACACAUCAUUUCCUCCUUCCACAUAUCUUCAUCUGAUUUUUACCAGAAUCAAGAUUAAAGCUCCCCAAGAUUCACUCAAGGGUUUCAUGUGGGAGUUUUUUUGUGUUUUCAGACUGAGUGAGCGCUUCAGUAUGCAGGCAUACUUGAUAAGAAUGAAGGCGAUGAACUGCCUGCUGUGUGCUUAGUCUUUCUUAGUCUAUCCUUAAACUUUCAACUUUAUUUUUCUGUUAACCUGCCAGGUAAAGAUAUGGACUAAAAUCUUAACUGCCAGAUGCUGAGUCAAGUACUGUAUAUGUUCCUUAUUUGAGACCCUGCGUUAGCGAUUGUGCAUGGGCAGGGUCCCAGAGGAAGAGGACUUGGAACUCACAUUGGGUUCCAUCCUCACCCAGUGAACGAAAAAAAAAGGGGGCUCUUGUUGUUUUAAUGUAUGGCAUUUCCAUGGAUUGGCAGUAUUCACCUUCACCUCACUUUCUAUGUUGUUACCCACACAUGUACAUCUUUUGUUUAUUGUUUUUAAUAAUUUGCUCUGCAAGUAAUCACUUUUUCAGAGAAAUUUUGAUUUCCUGUACAUAGGCCAUGCAUUUAAUAAUGUUGAAUGUCUUACAUGUAAGAUAAAGUCUUUGAAUAUGUAAAAAAUAAAUGCAUUUCCGAACAAACUUGUAUUAAAAAAAACAUUCUCGAUUAAAAAAAAAUACUUUUGUGACAAAAGA